Molecule: messenger RNA, 4285 nt
Organism: Cuscuta epithymum
Lineage: Eukaryota; Viridiplantae; Streptophyta; Magnoliopsida; Solanales; Convolvulaceae
Source: the annotation of a GenBank genome assembly
AAAAUACUAAUCCGUAUAAGAAACAGAAAGAGCAACCGAAAUUACUUUGCAACCUGUGAAUUUGCGGUACCACGGCGGUCCUUUUGUGCACUUGAAAGCACAGAAUCAUUUGACCAAAUGGGUGCAAAUAUAGAAAUGCUUCCAUCCCAUUCGAACGAGCAGUGACCGUAACAGUCGAGCUAAAGAAGAUGAGAAUGAUGAAGGAAGAAGCCAUAAGCUCCUCCGCGGAUCCAUUUGUUCCGCCCAAGUCUUCUUCUCCUCCGCCUAUAUCCACUCCAGCUGCUAGCUCUGCAGGGGCAUCUUCUCCUGCUGUUCCAAUGAAUGUUGGCAGCACAGAUUGGGCAGCACAUGGAUCAAAAGCAGGUUCCUUUUCCCGGGCUGGUUCAUUGCCCAUAGGGACUUCUUUGAGUGCCAGCGCUGGUGGUUCUGCUCUUGGAUCAUCACAGCCCUCAUGUAGACCCUGGGAAAGGGGUGAUCUACUGAGACGGCUCUCAACAUUCAAACCGACAGACUGGUUUGGAAAGCCUAAGGCUGCAGGGUCUCUGGCUUGUGCUAGAAGGGGCUGGAUAAAUGUGGAUGUUGAUAAGAUUGAAUGCGAGUCAUGUGGUGCAAGCCUCAGAUUUACUUCCUCUGCUCAUUGGACUCCCUCUGAAGUUGAUAUAGCUGGUGAUGACUUCUCAAAUAAACUUGAUGAUGGGCAUAAAGUCACUUGCCCAUGGAGAGGAAAUAGCUGUGCAGAAAGCUUGGUCCAAUUCCCUCCUACUCCUCCAUCUGCCCUAAUUGGUGGUUUCAAGGAUCGUUCUGAUGGACUACUUCAGUUCUCUUCCCUCCCUAUAGUGGCUACAUCUGCAAUUGAACACAUGCGAGUUUCUAGAGGUUCAGAAAUAGACUGUUUUCUAGCUCAAUCACAGGCGCUUGGAGGCGUUGAAACUUUCUUUAGGCCAGAGGGUUUGUCUGGAGAUGAGAACACCAGAGACAAUGUUUACUUUAUAUAUUCUCGCGCCCAGAAGCUCAUUAGCCUUUGUGGAUGGGAGCCUAGGUGGCUUCCAAAUAUUCAAGACUGUGAAGAGUAUUCAGCUCAGUCAGCCAGGAAUGGAUGUUCAACAAGUCCAACAAAAUAUUGUGGUCCUCCACAAGACCCUGGCCGCGGAAAGAUGGUGCUUUCUUAUUCAAAGAAAAAUGACACUUUCAGGAGAGAAGUGGCGUGCCCCAUAUCGAGAGGUGAAUCUAGGUCACCAUUGUUAGAUUGCAGUUUGUGUGGAGCUACAGUGAGGAUCCUGGACUUCCUUACAGUUUCACGUCCUGCUUGUUUUGCUCCCAAUAGUGUUGAUAUCCCUGAAACAAGCAAAAAGAUGGCAUUGACACGAGGGGUUAGUGCAGCAAGUGGAAUAAGUGGGUGGGUUGCUACUGAUGGUAUAGAAAAAGAGCAGACAGGAGAUCACGAUGAAGCUGCAACAGAUGAGAGAAGGUCGCUGUCGAAUUAUGGCGUUGACCUAAAUCUUACAAUUGCUGGCGGGCUUUCCUCACAAGUACGGAAGAAUUUAGGCUCUGACCAAUUCCAAGAUGUGAAUAAGAAAAGAGGUUCAAUGAUGGGACAACCAUGUAGCAGUGAGGUUGGUAACCGUGCUGCUUCAUAUGAAUCACGCGGUCCUAGUUCUCACAAGCGUCAUUUAGAGGAACGUGGAAGCACCGCUGACAGGCCACAAUUGAUUUUACAACAAGCAGACAGUGCCGAAGGAACAGUAAUAGACCGGGACGGAGAUGAAGUAAAUGAUGAAAGCCAGUACUCUGCUGGUCCUUCGAAACGCCCCCGUGAGUCAUAUCCUCUAGAAUUUUAUCAUUCAUCAUAUGGGAAAAGUGUUGCUCCUAUACUGUCAAUUGGUUUUGAGGUUGGAACGGAUGCCCAAAGAGACGACCCUUUCAACCAAGUCCAUGACCAGGUUUUCGGUUUCCCAUCUAGGAGAGAUUCAACACGUGUUUCAUCUGUUAUUGCUAUGGACACAUUUCAUAGUGCUGAUGGUGAUUCAAUGGAAAGUGUGGAAAACUAUCCAGGAGAUGUUGGUGAUAUCCAGUUCCCUUCAACAUCGGGUGUAAAAAGCACUGAUCCCUUUGAAAUGUCCGAUUUAAACUAUAGCAAUCAAGCACAACAGAGUGCCUGUCCUGCUAUGGCUAUUAGGAGUGCUGUUGAUAUUGGUGUUAGUAGCACCAACGAUGAGGAAGUAUUAAAUGCAGAUACUGCGACUGCUCAUGUGAGGGAUGGCUUUAGUUUUGGAAUUAGUGGAGGGAGCAUUGGAAUGGGUGCCAGUCAUGAAGCUGAAAUUCACGGGAUGGAUAAUUCUGUGCAUAGAACUGAUAGUGUUGUUGGUGAUGUGGAACCGGUUGCUGAAGUCACAGAAAAUGAGGGUCAAACAGGUGAAUACGGUCCUGAUCCUGGUCUUAUGGGUGACUAUGUGCCAGAGGGGAUGGACCGAGAGGAUCCUCAUGGUGAUAGUCAAGAUCUAACAUCUCGAUCAGUGGGAAGAGCUGACAGUGGCUCAAAAGUUCUUGGCUCAACCAAGGAAGAAUCCAUUGAAAGUGCUGAAAAGACUGAUGUCAGGCAUGCCAUGCCUAAUAAUAGUCUACACCCCUCUCUUUCUUGCAAUGCUAUUUUAUUAUCUGUGCAUGAUACAUCAAAGGAAGAGGUUAACCAGGCUGCCGAUGCACUGGCUACUGAAGAUGGUGGAUAUGUGGUGGAGUCAGGCUUAGUAUUUACCAAGGGGACAGGUCCUCCCAAUGGAGGAAGCGGAUAUAAAGAAGCCGUUGAAUUUGAUCCUGUUAACCACCAUAACCCUUUCUGCCCUUGGGUCAAUGGGAAUGUUGCAGCAGCUGGGUGUACCAGUAGUGGUGGCUCCAGCUCUAGUGCUGGCGCUCUUGCUCUUUGCGGCUGGCAACUAACUUUGGAUGCUUUGGAUUCUCUUUCAAUUGGAAAUGUUCCGAUUCAAACUGUGGAGUCUGAAUCAGCUGCUUCUUUAUAUAAGGAUGAUCAUCGAUCUGCUGGCAAAAAACUCAUGACUCGAAACUCAUAUAGCAAAACCCAUGGGGGAAACUAACUGGAGUCUCUAAAUGAGUUCAAACCUGGUACUCUGAUUCACUAUUUUAAUUUUUUCUAAUCCAUAAACAAGUGUGUUUUUUGAGUUUUCUGGAUAUAAUUGUAUAUGGUUCUAUUACACUUUUACCAUUCCAUGCAAGAUGUGAUUUUGUCUUGGUGGUUGCUCAUUGAUAUUACUCUAUGGAUCAGAGUAUUGAACUUGAAGUUUACUGGAUAAGUUGAAAAGUUUAGAUACAAGUGCUGAACUCUUUUCUUUAAACUCCAUAUGACUAGAUUCAAUGAUUUAUGCCUGUGUGAACUCUACCUAAUAUCUCUGUGUUUUUGCUCCAUUGCCCUUUUUUAAGAAGUAGUGAGAUAAGUGGUAGAUUAUGCAAAAUUUCUAAGUUUACAAAAAAAAAUGAAUAUGGCAGGAGUAUAUAUUAAGAACUCAGUAACUCAUCAAUUAACAACCUGGUGCAUGGCUUGUAAGAAUUUGCUCUUUUUAUAAAAAAGAAUUGAGCAUUCAGUAAUUUCUAAGAUUACAAAAAAUGAAUUUGGCCGUUGCAUUUAUUAAGAACUUAGAUAACUUAUCACUUAGUUAACUUAUCAAUGCAGUCCGGUGCAUUUCAUUAAUGCUAUAAGAUUUUGCUUUUUGUAUGCUUAAGUUGAGCAUUAACUUAUCCUUUGGUUUGGAUUCAGGAUUUUGGGGGUCCUGCCCUGAUAUAUUGAACGAUUUAUUCUCUUGUGAUGUUCUGUCGACAACAAGAAGAUGCCCUUUUUAUGUUACUGCUGCGUGGAUGUAUUCUCUUUAGCAAAUCUGACUGACUGCAAUCCUUGUUCAGUUUCUUCUCUCUAAUUUAUUUUAUUUUAUUUCUUUAUAGCUUAAUCAAUAAUAUCUCUUGUAGAAUGGCAAUACCAAUGUAGCAUGGUAAUUGUCCGCAUGGUGGAAAAUUUGAUAAUGGUAAUUUAUAGGAACAUUGAGAAACUAUUGUCAUUGAUUCAGUAUACCGGCGUAGGCAUUUUUCGUCUCUUUAGUUAAAAUAAACUAUCUUCGUUAGCUCAAGGAACAUACCAAAACUCGCAUUAGUAUAGCUUAUUGUAUUUCAAUCAGAAACAAUUCUAUCUCGUUAUACUAUAACUCUAUAAGGUUAUAGUUAUUACUUUACUAAAAACACAUAUGUAUUGAUUUUGAUAAUAAUAUAUUGUGUAUUGAUUCAA